AUGUCUGAUUUACUGGACGAUGACAUUACUAUGAGCGAGUACAUGGAGGAGUUGGAUGUCGAAUGGCCUUGCUCAGAACAUGGUCCCUCCGAACGAAGGCUUUCCUGGUUUUGGUAUACAGCAUCACAAUAA
Messenger RNA from Racocetra persica, 132 nucleotides. The record is from the annotation of a GenBank genome assembly. Lineage: Eukaryota; Fungi; Glomeromycota; Glomeromycetes; Diversisporales; Gigasporaceae.